Messenger RNA from Oncorhynchus keta (chum salmon), 4217 nucleotides. RefSeq names its product cdc42 effector protein 3-like. NCBI's taxonomy places the organism in Eukaryota, Metazoa, Chordata, Actinopteri, Salmoniformes, Salmonidae. The coding region runs from base 363 to 971 and encodes 202 amino acids. The transcript is spliced from 3 exons. The record is from RefSeq and is a predicted model, not a curated record.
CACACACAGCAGGAAGAGUUACAUCACCAGAGGGCAAACACUCUCCACCUGCUCCUCUUAACCCUCUUCUACACUCACAUCACCUGGGUUACUUACAGAGGACACUUUCUCAACCAACAAACCUGACAGGGUCUCUACUGAUAAGGAUUAUAAGACUCAGUUGAACAAGCCUCAUCAUGUCAGGAGAAACAGUGUCACAGUCUACAGGUAUCAGCCCUAGCCUGGCUUCCUGAUAGAGACAGACGUGUGGGAUACAGAUGCCCUGUGUACACAGCAGUACAGAGCUUUUUUUCUAAGAUGGUAGACUGCAUUUAGGCUUAAUCUCAGAAGUGAACCAAAGGACAUCAACAGGACCAGGUAAGAUGCCACUGAAGAUGUCUCUGUGCCGUAAGCCAGCCUCGGCCCGCUGGUCUAGGACCCAGAAGCGCAGGGAGGUGCUCUCUGUCAACAUGAUCAGCCUCCCAUUGGCCGACUUCUGCCACGUUGCCCACAUCGGGAACAAUGCCAGCAGUGACAGCUUCGGGGACCUGUCCUUUCUGAAGGGGGGCCACAGCCUGAUACUGCACAGCUCUCAGAGCGAACAUAACCUCUUCCUGGCCUGCUACCCUCCACCCAAACCCCCACGACUUAACCUGGGUGAGGCCGAGGCCCUAAAGAUCCCAGAGUGGACCAGGCCCCACUUGAGCCAUAGCGCCUCAGAGAGGAGGAAGGAGUACCGAUCCUUGCCCAUGCUGGACAGUGAGGAGGGCGAGAUCGAGGCCAGUGUUAGCCCCAGCCACGGGGUCAUGGUCAGUAGCCACAGUCCUGGCCGGGGCAGUCUGAGCUCUGGCAGGGAUGGAGAUUCCACUCAGACCUGCCAUGAGAACACACUGCAGCUGGAUGAGGUGGACAACAGCUUCUCCUUCAGCCUGGACCUGGGCCCCUCCAUCCUGGACGAUGUGCUGCAGGUCAUGGACAGGCUCCACUAUUAGAGGAACAGCCAGACAAACAUGGGUCCUCAGCAAGAGACUUCACUGACAUAAUUAUAUGUGACUGGCAUUAGAACACUCUAAACUGUCCUAGGAUAUGAACAGCUGACAUUUAAAAAAACUCUUGACUUAAAGAAACAAUGUCAGAACAUUUGAAACACCAUGGGGAUAUAAUCUCAAUCUUUGGAUUAGCUGACUGUGGCUGAAUUAUAUCAAAUGCAAUGGACUCAAAGAGUAAUGGAUGAGAUGUGGACAGAACUGUAACUACAAAGAGAUCCUCCUCCAUUUCAUGUGAGGUAAUCUAACCCAGUGGUUCCCAACCUGAGGUACGUAGUGCUUUCGGAAAGUAUUCAGACCCCUUGACUUUUUCCACAUUUUGUUACGUUACAGCCUUAUUCUAACAUGGAUUAAAUCAUUUCCCCCUUCAAUCUACACACAAUACCCUAUAAUGAGAAAGCAAAAACAGGUUUUUAGAAAAUUCUGCAAAUGUAAAAAUAAACCAAUAUCAAAUUUACAUAAGUAUUCAGACCCUUUACUUAGUACUUUGUUGAAGCGCCUUUGGCAGUGAUUUAAGCUGAGUCUUCUUGGGUAUGAAGCUACAAGCUUGGCACACCUAUAUUUGGGGAGUGUCUCCCAUUCUUCUCUGCAGAUCCUCUCAAGCUCUGUCAGGAUGAAUGGGAAGCGUCGUUGCACAGCUAUUUCUGGUCUCUCCAGAGAUGUUCGAUCAGAGACUUGUCCAUAAGCCACUCCUGCGUUGUCUUGGCUGUGUGCUUUGGGUCAUUGUCCUGUUGGAAGGUGAACCAUAGGCCCAAUCAGAGGUCCUGAGCACUCUGGAGCAGGUUUUCAUCAAGGAUCGCUCUGUUCAUAUUUCCCAUGAUCCUUACUAGUCUCCCAAAAACAUCCCCACAGCAUGAUGCUGCCAUGACCACGCUUCACUGUAGGGAUGGUGCCAGGUUUCCUCCAGAUGUGACGCCAAAGAGUUCAAUCUUGGUUUCAUCAGACCAGAGAAUCUUGUUUCUCAUGGUCUGAGAGUCUUUAGGUGCCUUUUGGCAAAUUCCAAGCGUGGUGUCAUGUGCCUUUUACUGUGGCCAGCUUUGUCUUGGUGGUUCCAAAUGUCUUCCAUUUAAGAAUGAUGGAGGCCACUGUGUUCUUGGGGACCUUCAAAGCUGCAGAAUUUUUGUUGUAGCCUUCCCCAGAUCUGUACCUCGACACAAUCCUGUCUUUGAGCUCUAUGGAUAAUUCCUUCAACCUCAUGGCUUGGUUUUUGAUCUGACAUGCACUGUCAACUGUGGGACCUUAUAUAGACAGGUGUGUGCCUCUCCAAAUCAUGUCAAAUCAAUUGAAUUAUAGCACAGGUGGACUCCAAUCAAGUUGUAGAAUCAGCAUGGAUGAUCAAUGGAAGCAGGAUGCACCGGAGCUCAAUUUCAAGUGUCAUAGCAAAGGAAAUGAAUAAUUGUGAAUAAAUUUGCCCCCCACCCCAAAAAAUCUAUAAAACUGUUUUCGCUUUGUCAUUAUGGGGUAUUGGGAGUGGAUUGAUGAGGACAUUUUUUUUAUUUGAUCCAUUUUAGAAUAAGGGAGUAACGUAACAAAAUGGGGAAAAAGUCAAGGGGUCUGAAUACUUUCCGAAUGCACGGUAUACCCUUCGGGGUACUUGGGCUAUCCACAGGGGGUACAUGGGGAAGACUCAAAGGACCAUUGGCCUACUGGUAAAAUGCACGAGGGGGUACUUUGUGGGUUUUCCGGUCAAAUCAAAAUGUGAUUUGGGGUACAGUAACCAAAAAAGGUUAGGAAAACACUGAUCUAAACCAUGGACAAUAAGAGCCGGUACAUGGACUUCUGUUUCAACUUAUCCCUUCUCUCAUUUACAGUAGAUUAUCAUUUCAGAACGUCAUGUUUGAGUUAUACGCUAAUUUGUUGAAUUUGUUUUGAUCAUAUCCAUCUGUUGUUUCUAUUAUACAGCAACAGAAUCAGUAUGAGUGUAUAUUAUCUAAUGUGAUGUUAAAGAGUUAACGUUGGAAUUCUUCCCUCUGAAGGGUUAAACUGCAUACGCUUUAAAGGGCAAAGUUCAUGUUCUUCUAGCAUUACCCGUUACAGCAUUAGAUAAAAUGUUACAUAGUCUAGUUAAUAAUUUAGCACCUUUUUCUUUAUCUCAAGCUGUUCAAAGUAAAGUGGGCAUUUUCAGUUGGCUGCUUUUUCACCUUAGUUUAAACCCAGUUCCUUCCUACAGAGCUCAAGAGGAUUGUUCAAUUUAAGAAUGUUAUGUUAAAGGGGAAAAAAAGAACGAGGGCUUAGUUUUCCACGGUCCUGAAGCUGUGACGACUUGGCGUCCUUGCCAUUCCGUUGUGUGGGGAGGGCAAUCUCUCUUCCGCACGCAUCUCAGAGGCCCCACUUGAAGGUACACGAAGGCAGCCCAGUCUCUCUUUCCAACAACACAAUGAAAACAAACACUUAGCUCUGCUUCCAAUAAAGCCAGUGGUUGGAGGGCUGCAACUCAGGCCACAGGUCCGUGCCCCAAAACCCCAGCGCCGUUUUCUUAAAUGUUAAUCGGAGUCCCUCGCUCUGGUGAGUGGCGCGAGAGGGGAAGGUGGCGAGGGGUAAUGUGAUCCUUCCACGUGCUGCUGGAGCGAAGAAGGCUGGGGACCACAGCCAUCCAUUACCAGCAAGGCUCCUGAUGAGGGUUUAAACACUACCUGCUGAACAAACAGGGCCUGAUGCGCCACCCACCACCCCCAGUCCUGGGCCCACUUACCCACCUGCAAGGGGAGCUGGGAGAAAGCCACAGCCAGCACCACAGCAGGGGGCGGUCAGGAAAGGAAAGCAGUGGGGCAAAGCUAAAAGCUGUUACAUUCCAGGGAUCCUCGAGGCAUUACAGAGAACUUCACUAGCCAUGAGUGUCCUGCUGCUAACAAACAGUUAAACAGCGUAAGCAAUAGCAUGUUAAUCUAAUGGAGUCACUGAUGUUUGUGGGUACAUCUGUACUGCAUAUGUUUUGUGCAUCUUUCAGUAAAACGAAUUAUGGCUUUCAGUAUAUUGUAUGUUUUAUGAGAAUAAUAACACAAUGUGAAACACUCUUUUAGACCAGUGUGUACACUAAAUUAUUUUACCCGUGUCAAAUUCUAAGAUCAGUGGUUCGCAUCAGCAUUUUAGAUGGCUUGUAUAAUACUGCUUACACACUUUGAUGGACUGACAUAUGUUUGGUUUUCUAACAGUCAUGAGGUGCCAUAUUAAAGCCCCGUCUGUCACAUUUUA